UUGGGUGUUUGUCGCUGAAAAGUGAGUGAGGGCGCCGCUCUGUCACCUGACGCGCGCGUGUAAUUCAUCAGCUGCACACCUGGGAGCGCAGAGUGCAUUCAACUCGCACUCCUCACUCGCAAAGUUGUCCGCUCCAGUUUCACCGUCUCUGUCGUUGGCCAACGCGGACUUCAGUCCUCGGCUUUUAGGUAACAAAUGGCACAUCUUUAGGAAAUCUCGCCUGUGAGAUGAAUCCAGCUACUUAGUCAUUAACUGAAAAAAAGAGAGAAAGAACUCGCAAGAGGAUCCAACUCCGCGCUCGCUCAUCGUUCUGCUCUGCCGGCUCGAGCUCUUCACUUGCGCUCUUUUUAUUCCCAUCUGGCGCUUUCGAGUGGAGGAACCUCGGGCUCCGAGAUAACGGAUCGAGAUAAGAGAGCGAGCUCGCCGCAGGUGAUUGAUGACUGUCUCUGCUCGCCUGAACUUCCAGAGAUGGCCACCGUGUAAACCACACCACAAAGUAUGAACCAUGAAGUCACCCAGCUGCUCCUCUAGCCAUCUGGACUUGUUUCCCGACAGUGACUCCAUUUUGUCCCUAGAAUCAAGCGUCUUCUGCAGUGAGACACAUCUGAACGAGAACCCGUUGGACGUCUUCAUCAUAAACGUAGGCGGUAGCAGAUAUGUGCUUUCUCACGAGGUGCUCUCAUCCUUCCCAGAAACUCGGUUAGGUAAACUGGCACUUUCAGCACGAGACACUAUGCUGGAACUUUGUGACGACGCAAACUUUCUGGACAAUGAAUUUUUUUUCGACAGAAAUUCACAAGCUUUCAAAUAUGUCAUGAAUUAUUACAAAACGGGGCGUUUACACGUCAUGGAGGACCUCUGCGCGGUGUCCUUCCUGCAGGAAAUCGAGUAUUGGGGCAUCGAUGAGCUGAACAUCGAUUCCUGUUGUAGAGAAAAAUAUUACAGAAGAAAGGAAUUAAGUGAAACCCUUGAUAUCCGGAAAGAGUCUGAAACAAUCGAGAAUGAAGAAGAUGACUUUUCAGGAGUUGUUUGUGAAGCGCUGAGGCAAAAGCUUUGGGAUGUCUUGGAGAAACCGGACUCCUCCAUGGCAGCAAAAACGUUUGGAACGCUCUCGGUGGCUUUUGUCAUUAUUUCCAUUGCAAACAUGGCUCUGAUUUCGUUGGAUUUUAGUACGCUUGAACCCCCCUUUCUGGAUGUUCUGGAGUACAUUUGCAUAGCGUGGUUCACAGGAGAGUUUAUUCUUCGAUUUGUGUGUGUAAAGGACAAGUGCAAAUUCAGCAAGAGCGUAGUGAACAUUAUAGAUCUCAUUGCGAUUUUACCUUUUUAUAUUACGUUAUUAGUUGAGAAUCUUCACGGAAGCUCCACUGAACUGGAAAACGUUGGGAGGGUUGUUCAGAUCUUAAGAUUGAUGAGGUCGUUGAGAAUGCUGAAGCUCGGAAGACACUCGACAGGUCUUAAGUCACUGGGGAUGACAAUCGCUCAGUGUUAUGAAGAAGUUGGUCUGCUUCUGCUUUUUCUCUCAGUGGGAAUAUCCAUCUUCUCCUCUUUGGAAUAUGCUGUAGAGCACAAUAUCCCCGACACAACUUUUACAAGCGUCCCCUGCGCAUGGUGGUGGGCUACCACUUCUAUGACCACGGUGGGAUAUGGCGACAUACGGCCUGAUACCACAUUGGGCAAGAUUGUUGCUUUUCUGUGCAUUCUGUCAGGAAUUCUUAUCUUGGCACUGCCAAUAGCCAUCAUCAACGACCGAUUUUCUGCCUGCUAUUUUACACUGAAAGUAAAGGAGGCAGCGCUGAGACACCGGGAGGCCCUGAAGAAACUGGCGAAAAACUCCAUUUGUGACGCCGCCGUGAAUGUGAAUUUAAGAGACAUUUACGCACACAGCAUCAUGGAAAUGUUACGACUGAAGAGCAGAGAAAGGGCAAGCACCAGAAGUAGUGGCGGUGACGACUUGUGGUGGUAGAGUUCGCUGGAUACAUCUGAGGCAGAUACUUUGUGUUAGGCAUCAGGAAAAGAGUUUGGGGAUUUCAGCGUUUAAAACUUCAGGAGAUUUGGGACUCAUAGCGAUGAUGAUUGUAAUAACGUACGUAUAAAAUGUUUUCCUCUCCGCUUUCUCUCUAAUGUUGCAGUGAUUGUUGAUGAGCUUUAGGAGCUGAGCGCUGGUAUUCAUUGUUGCUUUUCUCUUCCCGGGAUGUGAGACGGACUUUGAUUGUCGAAAACUCAGCUCCUGCUUUUGAAAUUGGAGGAAAAUUUAUAUUUGAGUAUUAAGCAAUGAUUGUCCACAAGCAAACAGCAGUCCAUUACGAUGCAGCAGGGCAGUGGUCUAUGAUCCCAGUCCUGAGGGAUGUCUCUACCCUCAGGUUUUCAUCCCAACCAGUUUUCCAUUGGACUGAGCUCAUUGUUUAUUUGCUUCACUUUCUUUCUUUCUCUUAUUCUGCAUUUAGAAAAGAGCAGUCGUGUGAGAUAUUCCAGGUCCAAGGAUUUUAUUUAGCCCUAAUUUCUCUUUACAUAAGAAAACAUGACAUUUGUAAUCUCAGUUGAAUCCAAUAACAGGCAGCAAUGAAAUAAAACAAACAAAAAGAGACAAGACAGGUUCAAACUUAAUGCAAGAAAUUCCAAACUGUUUACAUCGUUUGAAAAGUGGAUUU
Polypterus senegalus (gray bichir) is the source of this 2648-nucleotide messenger RNA. It is a transcript of the gene kcnv1, whose product is annotated as potassium voltage-gated channel modifier subfamily V member 1. Lineage: Eukaryota; Metazoa; Chordata; Cladistia; Polypteriformes; Polypteridae. Gene Ontology annotation, cellular component: voltage-gated potassium channel complex; membrane. Gene Ontology annotation, biological process: protein homooligomerization; potassium ion transmembrane transport. Gene Ontology annotation, molecular function: voltage-gated potassium channel activity; protein binding. The coding region runs from base 506 to 1963 and encodes 485 amino acids. The transcript has 3 exons. The record is from RefSeq and is a predicted model, not a curated record.